This is a messenger RNA of Parastagonospora nodorum SN15, 495 nucleotides long. RefSeq lists its product as hypothetical. The record is from RefSeq and is a predicted model, not a curated record. NCBI's taxonomy places the organism in Eukaryota, Fungi, Ascomycota, Dothideomycetes, Pleosporales, Phaeosphaeriaceae. The coding region runs from base 1 to 495 and encodes 164 amino acids. The transcript has 2 exons.
AUGUAUGGAAAAUUCAUCAUAGACUUCAUAUAUCCAAAAAAUGAAAGGAACGGGAUGUCGGAGGGCCAAACCUUCGCCUAUCCGUCGUCGUCCACUGGAAAUGUGCACACGGUCACAGAGACUGGAGGAAAGCCCAUUGAAAUAUGGAUCGUGUACCAGCCAAAACUACCCGCUGGAGAGAUUGAUAUGGAUGAACCAGACUCGUGGAAUACCAUCAAAUCGGCCGUCACAUCUGGCGAGAGCAAUUUCAAUUUAGGCUCUUUCAAAACGCCUAUCUCGUCAUUUGCUAGCGAUAAAGAAGCUUGGGACCAUGUGCAGUCUGUGCUGAAUGAGAAGAAGGCCGAGCUGAAGAAGAACACCGAUGUAGAAUUCGAUACGGAAAUUUGGCCUGAUACUGAACAAAAUCUGUCGUAUGCAGUGGUGGUUGGUCCUCAAGACCCUCUAAUUCGUGCUGCAAAGCAUGUGGUGGCAAUGAGGAAAAUAGAUUCUAAAUAG